AUGGACAUGUUCCGUCUUUGCCGCAGCGACAACAUGGGUCUGCGCAGCACAGCUCCCUCGAUCAUGUUGCGUCUCGACAAGGUCCAGGAAUGCUACGAUUUCAUCAAAUGGUGGUACACGGGUACAGACGGGCAGUACGAUUGGGCAGACGCGAGCCUACCCUACUUGAAUAUCAAGGACGCUGACGUCUUUGAACCUUGUGAUGUCUUCAUCUCCGAAUUUCCGGACUUGGGUCAAGGCGUAGCGCUGGUUCUCCUAAAGAUCAAGCUGCUGAUGGACCUGCAGUCCCUCCAAGAAGCCUCCAGAUCAGUCGGAGACAACGUACCGCAGGAAAUCCUCGACAUGAUCCGAGAGAAAGCCGUCGGUCCCGCAGUCUCGAGUCGUCCGGAGAUCAUGGAGCAGCCAGACCAAUCACAGAACAUCGCCGCCAUGCGAAAACAGAAAUCCAACAUCCACUUCUGGCCUGCUCUGCUCAACCCAGCAUCCCACCUUGUUGCGAGACCCGAAUACUACUCAAGAGGUCAAGAGAGCGAAAUGCAAGUGACGCUCAAAUACUCGUAUGCGUCAUGGGCCGAAACACCAGGCGCUAUUGACAUCAUCAGAACUCUGUCGAAGGCAUAG
Molecule: messenger RNA, 621 nt
Organism: Anthostomella pinea
Lineage: Eukaryota; Fungi; Ascomycota; Sordariomycetes; Xylariales; Xylariaceae
Source: the annotation of a GenBank genome assembly